CGAUAAGAAGGGGUAGACGUCGGGAGCCGAAUGGUGAGCAAGUAAAGGGCAGUGGGCAGGUGAUUACAGGGAGUGGGGUAAAUGUCGGGUGGGGGCGGGCUGAAUGCCUGGGGCGGGGCGAGUGUGGGAGUUAGCGGGAGUUUCCGAAGCGGCUGUUCACUCGUCGGGCAGCCAGUUCUCCGGGACAGGGAGACCUGACGUCAGCGAGUUGUCUGCCCUGGGCCACGGCUGGGGUAUUCUGGACUGGAGGCACACGUGGUCCCGUUUGAAACGGUUCGCCCGUGCGCCCGCUUUACCCGCAGUUGCCUGGAGGGAGGCGCGUUAGAGAGCCGCACGCCGCCAGGGCACCGGUGAGCGACAGUUCGGCCCUUCUCCUUGCCGAGUGGCUGAAGCAGGGAUCGCGCCCCGGCCAUGAACAAUACCUCCUCUUGCGAGAACAGGACAGAUGUCUCCGAUGAAGCGAAGCCCUUCGUCAGCGCCGCGAUGUUCGCUCUUGGGGUGCUGGGCAACGUGCUGGCGCUUGUCAUCCUCGCAGUGCACAAGCGAGAGCUCAAGAGCAAAAUGUCGCUUUUCCACAUCCUAGUGAGCAGCCUGAUUAUUACCGACCUGGUGGGAACUCUGAUCAUAAGCCCGAUGGUACUGGCCGCCUACGCCCGGCGCCGCACAUUGCAGGCUCUGAGCUUAUGCAGCUAUUGUGCCUUCGCCAUGGCUUUCUUUGGGCUCUCUUCCAUGUUCAUCCUGUUUGCUAUGGCGCUAGAGCGCUGUCUCUCCCUCAGUUGCCCCUACUUCUACCAACGGCACGCCAGCAACCGCUGCGGGCUCAUCACCAUUCCGGCUAUCUAUAUUUUCUGCCUUAUCUUCUGCUCCCUGCCUCUGCUGGAGAUUGGCAUCAACGCGCAAUAUUGCCCGGGCACCUGGUGUUUCAUCAAGAUGGAAGUUUGGAAUCUGGAAGUGAAGCACCGCGUCUAUUCCCUGUCGUACGCGGUUCUGAUGAAGGUGCUGAUCAUUUCCAUUCUACUGUGCAACAUCUCCGUAAUAGUCAACCUCUGCCGAAUGUACAAAAGACAAAAAAGACGCCGACGCCCGAGUGCGCCCCAAACAAGAAGGUAUCAAUUUUCCCAGUCCGAAGAAGUUGAUCAUCUCGUUCUUUUAGCCAUAAUGACAACAACGUUUGUUAUUUGUUCUGUGCCUCUCACGAUUCGUGCAUACAUUGGAGCAUUUCAUGACAGCAAAAACUCUGGAUCUGAUCUUUUGGCUCUCCGUUGCUUGUCUUUUAACUCAAUUAUUGAUCCAUGGGUUUUUAUUAUUCUCAAUACAACUGUGUUUAGAAAGAUAUUGUCCAGGAUAUUAUGCUGUAAAAUUACUUCUAAAAGAAAACAGUUACAUUGCAACAGUGUUAUAAAUACUGAAAUACUUACAUAAAGUCACUUUGGGACAGGCAUUCCUGAUACUUGAAUUUACUGAAAAUUUUUUCCAAAACUUAUUUACAACCAAACCAUCCUUUUGAGGGAAAGAUGCACUUGAUAUCAUGUGAGAUUUGGCAGAUGAAUUUGCUUUCUCGUAUUUUCAUCGAGUAAGAAGAGAGUUACCAAUAAACAACAGGUAAGGGACAUGUGCAGAGGUUUUUGUCCUGUUGAGAGUCUGGCUGACAUAAGCUGUGAAGCAUCAUAAUUUUUCUCUCUGUGAUUCUUCAAAUGUUUGAGAAAAUACUGUAAUUUUGUAAUUUUAUUUUAAACCAUGUACUCACUUUCAAAGUUUAUUUUAUGAAUUUUAUUUUUGCAUUCCUCCGUUUAAAGGAUAGCUUAUAUAGCUUGAGUUAGCUUUCAAAUUAUUAAGACAAAAGUUAAUGAAUGGGUCUAUUUACAUAAAGCCAAUACUGGUUUUAUAAUCUAUUUUAGUUACUUAAAUUACAGUUUGUUGGAUAAUAAUAUGGACUGUCCUACUAAGGAACCAAUUUUUGUUUAGUAUUUUUGAGAGGAAUAGAUUGUUGGCUAUCAGUUGCUCUGUGUAACUAUGUAGAAAUAUGUCAAUGAUCAGAACCAUGACCCUAUCAUUCCUCUCAGGUGGAUAUAAUAUGACACCAGAAGGCAAGUCAGUACUUCCUGUGACCUGUCUUAUAUUUUUAAACCAAUGAAGUAAGACAGAUAAUCUGUUACUAUUUUGUUCCCUUUUUGUGUUGGCAGCCUCAUUUCCAAUAUUACCAUAAUUAAUAUACUUUAGAAACCUCAUUGGUGAUAAAUCUUUAUUUGACUAUUCUGAGAUUUAUGAAAAACACUAUUUAAAUGCAGACCUUUUAUUAGACGAUCCUCUGGAUUUCAAAUUGUGCUAAACCUUGAGAUAUCAUUUCCUGUUAGAAUUUCACAAAAUUGUACUCACAGGCAGAUUUUUCCAUAGCUGCUUAAACUAGAAUGUUAGGAAACAUUUUAGGAUUAUUUUCUGCACCUCAAGUCCUCACUUCAGCUAAUACAAAGAAAGUUCUACAGUCCAAGUCCUUUGGUGACAAUAGUGCUGUAACUGAGGGCACAGUGUCACAACUCCAGAGACCUGGAUUCAAGCAUGACAUCCAGUGUUCUCUGCAGAGUUCUCCCUGUCAUGGUGCGGGUUUCCUCUAGAUGCUUCAUUUCCUCCCAUGUCCCAGAAAUGUGGCGAUCAGCAGGCUAAUUAGUAACUAUGAAUUGCCUUAAUGUGUAAGUGAGUAACAACAGCUAGGGAGAGUUGAUUGAAAUGUGGGUGGAAUAAAGUGGAUAGUUGAUGGUUGGCUCAUACUUGGUGGGCCAGAGACUCACUUCUGUGCUUUGUCUCUAUGGCCCCAGCUCAAUCAUCAUUGAGCCUGGAUAUAAGUCAAGACCCAAGUGCUCUUAUCAGAUCCCAUUAGUUUGUUGUUGAUUACAAUGGCUUCAAAACUUUUAAAGAAUUCCUCCACUGACAGAGUCUUGCCUGAUUUUUGACCUUACUGGAUUUGUCCUGUUAUUACAGUAUAUUUGUGAUGCCUUUGACUUCUACUUCCCCAUCUAAAAAGCCAGUCAUUUAAAGAGUCAAAGAAAACUAGAGCACAGAAACAGGCCGUUCAGCCCAUCUAGUCUGUGUCAAACCAUUUAAGCUGCCUAGAUUCAUUGACCAGCACCUUGACCAUAGCUCUCCAUACCCUCCUGUCCACAAACCAAUUAAAAAUUCUCUUAAAUGUUGAAAUCAAAACCGCAACUACCACCUGCACUAGAAGCUCAUUCCACACUCUCACUAACCUCUGAGUGAAGUUCCCCCUAGUGUUCCCCUUAAACCUAUCACCUUUCACCCAUAACCCAUGACAUCUAGAUGUAGUAUCAUCCAACCUCAGUGGAAAAAGCUUGCUUGCAUUUACACUAUCUAUACCCCUCAUAAUUUUGUAUACCUCUAUCAAAUCUCCCCUCAAUCUUCUACUGAAUAAAGUUCUCAUCCAGUCAAUCUUUCCUGGUCUUAGAGGCUCUGGUCCUUAUAGGCAUUGUCCCUGACUUCUGGAAUUUUUUUGUACUGGAAUUUCCGACUUGCAUCACUACCAAAAAUAACCCAUUAAAGAACACUCUUACACGUCAUAAAUUUUCCUCAGUCUUGGCUUUUCAGCUCAGUACUGGUGUCUGCAGGUUUUUGGUCUUUGAGGAGUGAAAAGCAGGAAGCAAGUUUUGUUAUCGACUGAUAGAUGUGUUUCCCAAAAUAGAUAACAAACAUAAUUUACAUCACACUAGACAAAAUUGAAUUUGUUACUUUAUUAGAUCUCAUAGAAAAUGUUCAUGUUAUUUCACUUGUCUUCAGUAGAUCAUUAAACCAAUUGAUAAAUUCAUUUCCAUCAAUGUUAUGUUGAAAAGCUGAGAUCACAGUAUACAUAUACGAUCAUAGCCUGUUAUUCAUUAUUUUAAUUUCAUAAUUCUUGUUAAAUAUUUUAUCAUAUCUUAAUAAAUAUAUUCUUUUGUAACUGAGCACUUAUAAUUCAAGUUAAAAACAAAUUUUUAAUCUUGGCAUUUAUGCAUUUUAUUGUAACCCUGCAAAUAUCUCAUUUCUCUUCUACAUUUUGUACAGUGUUCACUGGUACAUUUUGGUUGGAGUAAUAUGUACAGAUACUUAAGUUAAAUCCUAUCCAUCUACAUUUCCUAUAUUUGAUAAAUAAUAAAUAAAUAUUCUAUACAUUUUAAACUCAUGCCACACAUAAACCAACUUCUGCCUGCAUUACCAAAUGAUGUAUUUAAGUUUGAAGCACAAAGUGAUAGUAAUUAUACCUUAUUAAUUGAUGGAAUUUUAUCUGAUUGUACAGAAUAUAUGAAGUAUUAUGAAUUAGAGACCAAAUGAACAGUUUGUAAUGAUCAUUUCCAGUAUUUGAAAUAAAACUGGUAAAUGCCAUCAGAUCACUUAAGUUCUGUUUUAAAAGGACUUCUACUCAAGGAAUAUUUGUGUAUAAUGUAAAAUCUCUUAUCCUGUAGUUAACAUUUCUCUCAAUUCUUGAUCAAUAAUUGACAUACAGUACAUAGUGUAUUUUUAAAUGAAAAAUUGUUACUGUUAAGUUGUACAGAAGUUUAACAUGUUUCCUUUUGAAACUAUAAUUUUGCAAAUACAUCUUGGAACUUUGCAGUAUAACAAGGUACAAAUGAAAAACCAAGGACUUUUCAAAUGAUUCUGCUUAGUUUUGUAAGCUAAUAUAAAAUAGAAAACCUACUUUAUGAUUAGAUAUUUUUUGGAACCAGGCUGAUAUCAGCCUGAUGAAAUUACCAAUUGCAUAUGCAUUUCAUAAGUUAAAUAUGAACUAUGCAGUAAAUUAUAAUUACUGGAAUGUAUGUACUCAUAACACAUCAUAUUGGAGGUUCAUCUGUUGUACAGACAAAGUAUGAAUGACAUUGUUUUAACAAACAAAGUCUAUUGUUCCAUGGAUUUAUGUGGUUAAAACCACACACGGGGUAUUUAUGUAUUUCCAACAUGUUAUUUUUAUAUAAUAUUGCUCUGCAAACAAAUUUUCUAAUAAAUGUACAGGACUUUG
Molecule: messenger RNA, 4999 nt
Organism: Hypanus sabinus (Atlantic stingray)
Lineage: Eukaryota; Metazoa; Chordata; Chondrichthyes; Myliobatiformes; Dasyatidae
Product: prostaglandin E2 receptor EP2 subtype-like
Exons: 2
Coding region: 412-1422 (336 amino acids)
Biological process (GO): inflammatory response; positive regulation of cytosolic calcium ion concentration; cellular response to prostaglandin E stimulus
Cellular component (GO): plasma membrane
Molecular function (GO): prostaglandin E receptor activity
Source: RefSeq, a predicted model, not a curated record